Messenger RNA from Cooperia oncophora, 309 nucleotides. The record is from the annotation of a GenBank genome assembly. NCBI's taxonomy places the organism in Eukaryota, Metazoa, Nematoda, Chromadorea, Rhabditida, Trichostrongylidae.
AUGAAACCUACUCCCAUGACCGCUUCGAAACCAGUGAACUGUCAAGAUUGUAACAGACAAAUACCUCCCGGUUCACCGUUUUACGACGUUAACAACGCACCAAAAUGCGAAGUCUGCUGCACAGGCGAUGGAACCAAAGCCACUCCGCAGACUUCGUCAAAACCGGAAACCUGUAAGAAAUGUAACCAGGGUAUACCGGCUGGCACACCAUUCUACGAUGUCGACGGUUCACCGAAAUGUAAAGACUGCUGCAUUGUAAGUUAUUUUGCCAUUUCUGCAAACCUUUCACAUUAUACGAGGAACAAUUAA